AUGUUAUUAGGUAAGAAUGUUACACCGCCAUCAUCAUCGUCAUCAGCUAAGAAACAAAAGAAAUCACAAAAAUCAAAUCAAAACAAGAAACCAAUUUCCACCAAAAAAUCAAAACCAAAAUCAAACAAUUUUAAUAAUAAUGAUAGUGAUGUUAAUGAUGUAGCAGACAUAUCAUUAUCUUUAUCACAUUAUUAUAUAAAUUGUAUAGUAGAUAUUUAUGAACAAGAAAUGGUUUAUAAGCGUGCUAUAAUUCUAGGAGGAGCGUUGAAACUUGAAGAAAGUGAUGAAGAUGUCGGUGAUUUGGUUGGAUCAGUUAAAAAAGUUGUCGAGAGAUGGAGUGUACAACAAUUUUUGAGAUUUGAAAUUGAAGAAGAAAUGGUUGAUAGAAUAAAACUUUGGAAAAAAGUUAAAGAAUAUGAUAAGCGUAAAGAAAAAUGA
This is a messenger RNA of Entrophospora sp. SA101, 438 nucleotides long. Lineage: Eukaryota; Fungi; Glomeromycota; Glomeromycetes; Entrophosporales; Entrophosporaceae. The record is from the annotation of a GenBank genome assembly.